Messenger RNA from Lecanosticta acicola, 1968 nucleotides. Lineage: Eukaryota; Fungi; Ascomycota; Dothideomycetes; Mycosphaerellales; Mycosphaerellaceae. The record is from the annotation of a GenBank genome assembly.
AUGGAUCUUCCGCCUUUUGCGCCUCUGCCGCCGUCCUCAAUUCGCCUCAGUCUUGGUCCUGAAGAGUGGGAGGCGUGUUUGGAAGCUUGGCUGACACUGGCACAACUCACGUUAAGGCUGCCUGCGACUGACUUCGACACGAAUACGAUUGACAAGGGACCUGUGCCGCACUUCUUGGCCUCUUUCUAUCGCGAGCUCAACAGCCUUUCUCCCGGAGAUGGAACACUCAGCACGCCCAGGGCCAUCUCCCUUCGCAAGGCCUUGUUCAAAGUGGCCAGCCGAGCAUUCCGCGAACCAGGUUCUCUAGCCACUGAACUACUAUCGUGGAGCUUUUUGUCAAAUUUCUGCCACGUCCAUGUGAAGAGCCCUACAUUGCAACAGCUCAUGAGCAGUAUUUGGAAGAGGAAGUCAGAAACCAUCGCGCCAUCCUUGCAGAAGCAAAAAGAUCUUAUUAGUAAACAGCUUGAAUCGAAAGACGCUGGCAAUGGCUUUACUAUGCUGUCUCAGCUUGCUCCAAUCAUGCAUGCUUCGGCUGACAUUGGGGCGUUCUUUAUGACUGGAUCUGACUUCCUGGAUUCUCUCGUCAGUGCGUACAGCCGUAGCACUUCUGACCCGCAGAAGAAGUCAGUAUCGACGGUGAUCUACUUGGGCCUCAUAUCUUGUGUAAGGACAGAAGUACCGAAUACAUCUCUUCUUUCUGAUCAUCUCUACACUUUGAAGAGUCAGGCAGACAAAGCCGGCCCUGGCCAGGCUGUCUUGGCAGACGUGGUCACAAAUACGACAGUAAUUUCACGCAUCCAACAGUCAUUAAGCGGCAAGGCACCUGAAAGAGUCUCCAAACUUUUGGACACGCUUGAAACAUACCGAGCACCAAGCGUUGCUCGACCGAGAAAAGCUGGGAGACCUAGGAGCAAAGGCAAAGGGAAGCAGAAGAGCACCAAUGGUGACCUACACAUUCACAAGAUGAGCCUUGUCACUCAAGUGCAAGAUCUUUUCCCCGACCUCGGUUCAGGCUUUGUCCUCAAGCUACUAGAUGAGUACGGAGACAACGUGGAGCAAGUUACAGCUCAUCUCCUGGAUGAUUCUCUGCCGCCGCAACUUGCUAGCCUGGAUCGAAAUGAGGGAGCUUGGACUUACGACUCGCAUCCGAACGGCGGCAUAGUGCAUCUCCCGCCCCGCUCAACGCCUCCACCCCCCAAUCCUUUCAGCUCCAACAGACGCAAUGUGUUCGAUGAUGAUGAGCUGGACAGACUUGAAUUUGACACCAAUCGACUGCAUAUUGGCAAACAGGACAGGCAGUUUGAGGGCGAAGAUGCACCCAACAAGGCGGCUAUUCUCUCCGCAUUAGCAGCUUUUGACUCUGACGACGAUGAGCGAGACGACACAUAUGAUGUGGAAGACGUCGGCGGCACGGUUGACACCUCGCAUCCCGACGGCGAGCCAGGCCCAGCUGCCAGGGUAUUUCUAGAAGAAAACGAUAUGGCAUUGUUCAAUGCGUACCAAGCCUCGCCAGAACUCUUCGGCCGCACCUUUGAUGUGCGAAAGGGGCAGGCACGGCAGGCUCUGAAAGCUGAGACUGGAAUGACAGACGAAGCAAUUGAAGGCUGGGCAAUCAUGCUGCAGCGCGAUCCCAAGCGGCUCAAACGACUGGAGGCCCAAACUGGCGCUUUCGACGGGAGACAGGCUGAAUUGCCAAGUACGGCGUACCGAGAAAGUCCGGGCAACACGGAGACAGAAGACUCAGAUGUAGCUCAACAAGGAGGCAGAGGAGGAUUUCGCGGUCGAGGACGCGGUCGCGGCCGCGGAGGUAGAGGUCGAGGCCGAGGGGGAAAUGUUGCCGGACCUUCAAGCGAUCCAACUACAGCAAACGCUCAGCGACGCAAAGAAGCAAGUAAAGGCAGCCGAGCGAAUCACAAUCGUAGGGAUCAGCGUGCGAAGAAGAUGGCUCGUGGCGGCUUCCCUGGAUGA